CCCACAGUGUGCCUCCAUUACGUGUAAAUUUUGCCGCGCAAACGUAUAUACAUAUGUAUACACUCGUCGGUCAGUCGGUGUAGCAAACAGAUAGUAUAUGCAUAUAUACGUACGUGAUCGUAAAUCGUCAUAAUUAUAUAAUUAUGUAAACAUUUGUGACUGGUAAAAUGGUAGACUCUGAUCGCAGUGAAACUGAGGAAGGGGACAUGGAGAGACCACAACUGUCAUCUGAUUCUGUAACUGCCGUAUUGCCAAAGAAAAGGCUAAGAGUAGAAAAUUCUGAAGAUGAGACAGAUUUACCUGCUAAGAAAUGGCAAAGUUCAUUCAAUGAACGAUCACAAAUGUUAAAAACUGAUAACACUGAAACUAUUUCAAACAAAAAUAAUACUAAUAGGUGUGAUGUGAAAGAGGAAAGAUAUAUAUUGGGUCCAGAAAAUGAACAAAAUAUACAAGAGAUAUCAGAAUCAGACAUGUACGGAAAGAAUAAAGAAGAUGAACAAGAUGAUAGUUUGAAGCAAGAAAGUGAGAACAAGAGUGCUCCAGAGAAUAAUAUUGCUCUGGACAAAAGUCCGGGAGAAAUAAAUAUUAAGGAAGAAAUUGUUGAGAACAUGAAAAAGGACGAUAUAUCCCAAGAUAUCCCUAUUACAAAUACAAGUGUAACAUCUAUUUCUGAAAACAAGAAAGCAGAAGCGGGAGACAAAGAGAUGAAAGAAGAAAUGGACAAAAUGAUAAAUAGAGCAGUAGACAACGAGGAAGAUGAAAUAAAAAAAAAUCGACAUACCGCCAAGAAACAUACUGUGGACACAGAAGUGGUUGAUGGAUUGGAGCUUUCGGUGGAAUGUGCAAGUGAUAAAGAAGAUUCGAGUUCUGCUUCGAGUGAAGAUGAAAAAGAUAGAAAACCACGUCCGAAAACGAUAAUCAUCAAAGCCGAACCAAAUGAGUCGGAACUGGACUGCUCAGAAGGAGAAGAAAAAUCUGAUUCGCAACAAAUUCGCACCGACACAUUGGAGAUUAAAUCGGAAAAGAGCCGGACAAAGAAAAGAGGUUCGCGAACAAGUUUCAGUAAACUGAAGGCUUCUGGCUCAGAGGACAGUCAGAAUAGCAAUUCGGAUGAGGAUUAUAGUCCACGGACGAAGAAAAAAAUGAAAAAGUCUCCGACGACGAAGAGAUUGACAAGCAAACAUCGUUCGGUCGAAUCGAAAAAAGGACGAGGUAGAGGUAUAAGGAGAAAUUCUCACAAAAAUAAUGCCGACGUCGCCACCGACGAUGUACCUGAUGAUGAAGAUGCAUAUACGACUGUAGCAGAGAGCGCUAAUAAAACGAUAAAAACUAAAAAUGGAAUGGAGGAAGAAUUAUCAGAGAAGGAAUCUUGGAGUAAAAGUGAAAGUAACAAUUCAGAAAAGGAGGAAAAGAUAUCUACAAAGGGUAGAAGCAGGAGACGUAGUAACGCUAACCCACAAGAUAAACAAAUACAGACGUUGAAGAAGUAUUUAAACAUCGCUGGCGUGAAAGUAAAAUCUUACAAUGACAUUUGGGCUGAUUGUAAGAGUAACGCUGCAAAAAUUAAGCGUCUAAAGGAAUUGUUAGAGAAAAAUGGCAUUAGCGGUAGGCCAACGUUGGAAAAGUGUAAACGAGCGAGAGAAGAGAAUGAAAAAAUGAGGGAGGUAUCCGAAUUGGAUACAUCAAACAUUAUAUCUGAAGGCCGAAUUACGCGCGCACGAAGAAAUAUGGAAAAUGUUAAAAAGAUAAUACUUCCGGACACACCGCAGCGACAUCGUGAGGCUCGCAAUACGUUUAAGCGUAUUCAAACUGUUGUUGAUAGUGAUUCGGAUUCGGAAUAGAGAACGUAGCAUGGUCGCCGCCACGAAUGUGUUGAAUGAUAUAAAUAUAUUUUAUAAGUAUUAAGCAUCACAGAUGCCGCGAUUGUGUAUCUGUGUGUGCUUGUGUGUGUGUGUGUGUGUGUGUGUGCGCGCUCUCCUGUGUCUAUGUAAAAUGUUUUUUUGUAUUCUCAAAUUUCCAUACAUCAAUUAUCUUUAUUUUUUUACACAAUGUGUCUAGUGUCUAUAAUAAUGUAUCUAUCGAUGAAUUAUAAUGUUCAUGUACAUUUAUAUGUAGAAAUAUCGAAAGAGAAAUUAAUUUUUAUUACAUUGACUAGUUAUUCUUAGUAAAGAUAAAUUGCUGAUGACAUGUACGUGAAGAAAGUAAUUUCGAAAUUUAUGUAACACCAUCUGAUGACAAAUUUCGUUGUGUACGUAAAUAUGAAGGAAAAAAAAAGAAGGAAUAUAUUGGAUUUAUAUCAAA
Messenger RNA from Wasmannia auropunctata (little fire ant), 2301 nucleotides. RefSeq names its product myb-like protein X. The record is from RefSeq and is a predicted model, not a curated record. Bases 168 to 1841 code for a protein of 557 amino acids. The transcript is spliced from 5 exons. Gene Ontology annotation, cellular component: nucleus. NCBI's taxonomy places the organism in Eukaryota, Metazoa, Arthropoda, Insecta, Hymenoptera, Formicidae.